AUGAAGCUCCUAGCCCUCUCAGCUCUCAUUUCCCUUGCCGUUCACCUCGUCGAAGGUCGCGUUAUCCACGACGCCAGCGAGCUUCCAGCUAGGGCCGAUUACGACUUCAUCGUCGUUGGAGGUGGAACUGCAGGUUCUGUUCUUGCGAGUCGACUUUCGGAGGACCGCAGACGCAGCGUCUUGCUCAUUGAAGCUGGCCCUGACAAUGAGGGCGUUGAGGAGCUUGUAAUUCCCGCUAGCUGGAUGGGAGGUAUUCCAGCGACAUACAACUGGAACUAUACCACCACCCCUCAGCCCGGGUUCCUCGAUCGAGUCCAACCCUACGAUCGAGGCCACGUUCUCGGUGGCAGCAGCGCUCUCAACGCAAUGGUUUACACUCGAGGAGCGUCGGAAGACUAUGAUGAGUGGGCCAGGCUCACUGGCGACUCCGGCUGGAGGUGGAACAAUCUCUUCCCCCUCAUCAAGCGCCAUGAGAAAUGGGUCCCACCCGCUGGAGGUCGCGAUGUCUCUGGUCAAUAUGACCCCAAUGCUCACGGUUACGACGGAAACACCCAAGUUUCGCUGCCAUGGAGUGGACCGAACGCAUUCGACGCCAAGGCAAUCGCCGCCGCCGAGAGCUCUUCCGAGCACUCUUUCAAUCUGGAUGGGAACUCUGGAUCUCCUCUGGGACUCACAUGGAUUCAGUCCACCAUAGGCAACGGAGAGCGCAGCAGCGCGGCAACUGCCUACCUCAGCCAAUCUGUUCGUGACAGACCCAAUUUGACUAUCCUCACGAACACGUAUACCACCCGUGUUCUCCCAACUGGAUUGAGCAUACUCAAGGACUUCCGCACGGUCGAAUUCGCAUCGAGAAAUGGAGGUCCACUAAGGAAACUCACCGCCAAAAAGGAAGUUAUCCUUUCGGCGGGUGCCUUUGGCUCGCCGCAGAUCCUCCAGAACUCCGGUAUUGGUGAUCGACGAGACCUUUCUCGAGUCGGCGUCAGGACUGUCCACGACCUCCCCGACGUUGGAAAGGGACUUUCUGAUCACGUUACUUCCACCGCCCUCUGGUUCACCACCGACACCUCAGCUCCACCGAUGGAUCCCGCCGAUGCGAUGGCUAUGUGGCAGAACAACCGCACCGGACCCCUCACCGAGGCUGUUGGUCACCAAAUUCUGUGGGCAAGAAUCCCAGAGAGCUCUGGCAUCUUUGCCAACCACCCUGACCCUGCUCCGAGCCCUAACACUCCUCACCUCGAGGUCGCACUCACCACCUACGGCGAAGUUGCUGGCGCUUUCAUUGUUUUGAUGACUCCUCAUUCGCGCGGAACUGUCAAGAUCGCCUCCAAUAACCCAUUCGAUGCCCCCAUCAUCGAUCCUGGUUGGCUCUCGCACGAAUGGGACGUCCAGGCUCUCACUGAGGGCAUCCGUCUCGUCAAGAGAUUCUAUAACGAGCCUGCUUGGGAUGGCUACUUCACUGCUCCCCUCACCCCGGACCCAGACCUCACUCCCAUCGCCGAAUUCCACCAGCACAUCAGGAACACCUCUGGCGCAACUUCGCAUGCCUCAGGAACAGCAGCCAUGUCGGCUAGGGGUGCGAGGAAUGGCGUCGUUGACCCAGAUUUGAAGGUGAAGGGCCUCAGGGGCCUCCGCGUCGUCGACGCAUCUGUUUUCCCCAUCAUUCCUAGCGCGACCACGCAAGGUCCCGUCUACUUCGUCGCCGAGAGGGCCGCUGAUUUGAUCAAGAGGUCAUGGAUGUUCUGGCCUUUCUAA
Messenger RNA from Coprinopsis cinerea okayama7#130, 1752 nucleotides. RefSeq names its product aryl-alcohol oxidase. The record is from RefSeq and is a predicted model, not a curated record. NCBI's taxonomy places the organism in Eukaryota, Fungi, Basidiomycota, Agaricomycetes, Agaricales, Psathyrellaceae. Gene Ontology annotation, molecular function: oxidoreductase activity, acting on CH-OH group of donors; flavin adenine dinucleotide binding. The coding region runs from base 1 to 1752 and encodes 583 amino acids. The transcript is spliced from 8 exons.